Messenger RNA from Brassica napus (rape), 1377 nucleotides. RefSeq lists its product as uncharacterized. The coding region runs from base 164 to 1258 and encodes 364 amino acids. The record is from RefSeq and is a predicted model, not a curated record. The transcript is spliced from 5 exons. Lineage: Eukaryota; Viridiplantae; Streptophyta; Magnoliopsida; Brassicales; Brassicaceae.
UUUCUCUCUCAAGCAUCUUCCUCCAUUGUAGUGCCCAAGAGAGCUUUCUGUUCAAACUUCAUUUCACUAAAAGAUUGUUGUUAGAGUCAGGCGUGGCUCCGAAGAUCUCUCUGAUCUUUCUGCUUGUAUUGUUCCUAACGAAUCCGCGGGUAAGAGACAGUACAUGCUUAGAUCCAUUGAUGACCCGAAUUAUACAGUUGGGUUCUCGGAUCGUACUGAGUCUGUUUGCCUCGGUAUACAAGCUUCAAGAGGGUCAAGAAUGGUGGAAGCAUUGGGGAGAGCUAAGCUUCAAGAUGGCUAUGUUUCAUAUCCAUGGGAAAGGCGGAUGCAAGAAGCUUUACCAAUCUCUGGAUCCAGCAACUUUCUCUCCAUUCUUUUUCUUCCUAAAGCUUCUGUUCAUGGAAGGGCGGGUUCUCGGUAUAAUGACUUGGAAGACACACUUGCUCGUGCAAAUGCUUGGCUAAGUUGUUCACAAGCUAAUGGCGUACCAAUCGUCUUUAUGAAUAUUCAGACUGAAUCUCUGCUCACUAAGAUAUCGGGAGAGACCGCCUCAGCAACGGUAAAUACGAUGACUUCGCUUUCUGACCUGUCGAAUCUCGCAAACGUGAGUCUCUAUGGGUUUGAGGAUUAUCAUGGAGUUGAUAUUGGUGUUGUGAGAGCGGUUCGGCUUUGGUAUGCUCCUCUUGGUGUUGAGUUGCCACUUGAAAUCAAACUCAGAGAUGAUGACACCAAACUUGGUUUCUCCAUUAGCCGCACUGAAGAGGGUUUCAUUUAUGUCUCCUCGGUAACGGACCACGAAGAUGAGAGUGCACCAGCUGCAAGAUCGGGCCUGAGCUCAUUAUACAGAGAUGCAGCCAAGGCCUCGCGUCGUCUGGUGGUUUCACGUGUCGGUAGCCAGAAGGUAUUGCCGUGGAUGGUUUCCUCUACAGGAGCCAUUCGCUGCUACGACACCGUUUCGCUCAGCCAGAAACUGUCGCUUCACCGUCACGCAAAGGUUUCCAUCAUCCUCCACGUUAUCCUCUGGGACACCGCGAGUUUCUCCUCACCGCCCAGGAGCAGCAUGUUGUUUAGUAACCAAACACUCGACUCGAGCGAGUUUUCGUGGCAUCGAAUUGCUCCGCCACCACGACAGGUCGGUGACAGACAAGUGCUGCCAUUGCCGGAUGACGAGGAUGAUGUGUUCGGGUUGGAACGCGAGAAUGUGGGUAAUGCUUCGUUUAAGUUCCAAGAGAUCCCUUUUACUAACGAGUCCUUGUGAGUUGUGAUGAGAUCUUGCAUUUUGUGUGCUAUAUUUUUGGGGAUAUGUAUUUGUACGUGCAUGUAAAUAAUUGAAACACACUAGGGAUAUUAUAUAUAAAAGAUGUCACGCUGUGUAGA